AUGAACCGUAAGGAUGGAGUUCUUGUAUUGGAUGCGCCUGUUCGAGAGGCCGAUUACCAAAGUAUAACUUUUAACAAAGGUCGACAAUUGGCCAUCAAACCGAAACCCAGUGAAGCCAAUGUGAAAACUGUUGCUCCGUACACAGCACGAUCAUCGGUUCUGCAUGUACAAAACAAACCCGGCUUGACUGUGCAAAACGAAUCUGGAGGAUUUCGAAAAAUACACGUUGAAGUUCCCGUGGAACCGGGUUUCACAGCCGAUCAUGUUCGAGUCCGCGUGGAAAACAACGAGCUGGUGAUAACCGGACGACAGGAGGUGUUCGAAAGCGCUACAAAAGGGACGUAUACGAAAGAGUUUCGUCGAUCCUACCCACUUCCCGAAGCCGUGGAUCCCAUUUCGAUUCGUAGUGAAUUGAUUGAAAGAACGCUUGUGGUUGAAGCACCCCUACUGCGAUAA
This is a messenger RNA of Echinostoma caproni, 456 nucleotides long. NCBI's taxonomy places the organism in Eukaryota, Metazoa, Platyhelminthes, Trematoda, Plagiorchiida, Echinostomatidae. The record is from the annotation of a GenBank genome assembly.